CCCUUUAACGAUUCUUGUCUGCCCCAGGUUUGUCAACAUGUCGUCUCAUCUGCAGUGGAUGGUCAUUAGGAACUGCUCCAGCUUCCUCAUCAAGAGGAAUGGACAGACUUACAGCACCGUAAGUACAACUGACAGAUUGCCAAGAAUCAGUGGUCCUAGUAAAUGUACCCCACAUACCUGGUGGAUCAUGAAGUAGUUCAUGCAUGCAGUCAGAUGUUCUUUGAGUGUGUUGAAAUGUUGACAAUGUGUCUAUGGUCUGUCAAUUCUUUAUUCAUAUGACAAAGAGAUUAACAAAAAGAGAAAAUAACAUUACAUUCUGGCAACAGCUCUGGUGGACUUUUCUGCAGUCAUCAUGCCAAUUGCAUGCUCCCUCAACUUGAGAUGUCUGUGGCGUUUUAGUGGGCUUUUGUCCCCGUUGCACCUGUGUAAUGAUCAUGCUGUUUAAUUCUUCAUAUGCCACACAUUUACAUUUUAGUCAUUUAGCAGACGCUCUUAUCCAGAGCAACUUAGUUAGUGAGUGCAUACAUUUUUUAAAUACUGGCCCCCCGUGGGAAACGAACCCACAACCCUGGCAAUGCAAACGCCAUGCUCUACCAACUGAGCUACACGGGCCUACACACCUGUCAGGUGGAUGGAUUGUUGGCAAAGGAGAAAUGCUCACUAACAGGGAUGUAAACAAAUGUGUGCACAACAUUUUAGAGAAAUAAGCUUUGUGUGUAUGGAACAUUUCUGGUAUCUUUUAUUUCAGCUCAUGAAACAUGUUGCGUUAAUAUUUUUGUCCAGUAUACAUAUGGUUUGAACAUGCAGAGUCGUGCUGCAGGAUUUGUUCAUGCUGCAGAUUGAUGAUUUAAGAUAAACAAGUUCAAUGGGAUUUGUUAGUCAAAUGUAUUUUGCAUUUGUUUAACAGGAGCCCAACAACCUGAAGUCCAAGAACUCCUUCCGUUUCAACGGGCUGGUACACAGGAAGACUGUUGGUGUUCAGCCUGCAGCUGAUGGCAAGGGUGUCGUUGUCGUGCUGAAGAAGCGUGCAGGUAAACAUGGUUCUCCAUAAUACCAACCAGGAAAUGCAAGUACAGAUCCACCACAUACCUGUUUAUGAUGAUUCUUUGAUAUUUGUCAUGAUAAUCCACCUUGGUUGUGAAUCACCUUAGGAAAUUUGUCUUGCUGCUUCGUGUUGCUGUUAAGAUAUCGGUAGCUGUUGUACCUGUGAUUCUGCAUUCAUGUGGAUCUACCUGCUCAUGACUGACAUGUCAUUGAUUUAGGUCAGUGUACUCCGAGAAUGUGGAUUGAGGUAGUUUGGCUUUUUCUUGUUACUCCUCAGGCCAGCGCAAGCCUGCCACUUCAUAUGAGAAGAUCACCAUCAACAAGAACUCGCGUGCCACUCUUAGCAGCCUGAGGCACAUCAUCCGCAAGAACAACUACAGAAAGGACCUGCGCAUGGUGAGCACUCUAUUUACUAAACCUCUUGUUUUUCUACUGGUCUUUGAUAUUUGUGCUAGGACCAACCGGGUGUGGGGGCUUUUGACAACCCUGUAUACACUGUGGGAUUCAAGACUAGGAUUGAAGACUUCUGUAGUGCCACCCAAGUUUGCAUCUGAGACUGCUGGGCCGAUUUUUUUCCUGACAAGGAUUAAGGGAUAGAUUCUAUCAAAUCCGUGCUAGCCGACAUCCACAUGGCAGUGUAGGAAGUGAAUGUUUGAGCGGUCAAAUCCACAAGCUGCUCCUUGCGUUACCUUAUCGCGUACACUGGCAUUGUAUGCAGCGACACCACGCCUAACUUUAUCUGACCUCCCACGCAGCGGUCUUACAAGUUAAACUCAAAUGCGUGAUGUUCAAUCGUCCACACCUUGAUUACACUGAUAGGCUAUAAGUACCCUCAUCCAAAUUAACAUAACUUUAUUAGUAAAGUUGAUUAAUUAGCUUAAUUAGAAUAUACUUUAUUUCGCUGUUUUGAACUUCUAACACGUUAGGGAUAAUAAGGGAGUGGUUUGUGACAUGUGCAGCUGCUCACCCAUUUGUCAGCUCAUACCACAGUCACACCUCCAACAUGCAAAUAUAUCCGCUAUGCAGAGGUCUUCCAACUCGGGUUAACGCUUGAUCUGAUUGAAUUGAGGCCUGAGCCUUGUCCUGGACUAAAGUAUGUCCAAUGGAAGAGCGUCUGCUAAAUGUCUUAAAUGUAAAUGUAGGUUCUCCAUUGAACGUUUUUAGUCCAGCUCUAGGCUUAGUGCUUAAAAAAAUCACUUUCAAUGGAGAACCCUUGCAGUUGUGGACAUGAAUAAACCCAUAGGGGCUUAAGAUUGUAUGACGGGCUAAUGGUCAGACUCCUAGCAGGUAAAGAUGGAUCCAACUAUAACAUCUUUAAAGUUGAAAGACGAGUCAUUUGAGCGAUGUGCUUUGUUUUCCCAGGCUGCUCUGCGUCGUGCCAGCGCCAUCCUGAUGAGCCAGAAGCGCGUGGUGGUGGUGAAGAGGCGUUCCAAGGCUGCCAAGACCGCAUAAAUGUGCAGUUAUGACAAAUAAAACCAUUUGUUGGUUUGAAAAACACUACCCUGUCAUCAGUCUUCAAUCUUUGGGUCUUUUAAUAAGAAUAAAGUGCCUCAAGAUGGUGUAAUAAUAAUAAUAAUA
Molecule: messenger RNA, 2622 nt
Organism: Coregonus sp. 'balchen'
Lineage: Eukaryota; Metazoa; Chordata; Actinopteri; Salmoniformes; Salmonidae
Source: the annotation of a GenBank genome assembly